UUUUCUCCGCCGACUGGGGGCUGCAGCGGCCGCUGCCACAAGCCUCCGCCUCUUGGUGCGCGAACACGAUCCCUGUCCCUUCCCCCCUCCGCCAUCCCCAGCCUCUUCUCCACGCCUCCCCCCAUGCAUGACCCUGGCUCCGUACGCCUGUCCCAGUGAAGCUCCGCUCCUUCAUGCAAGUAACUUCAAAACUUUGCCUAAAGGAAGAGGGAGAAAAAAAACAAAAAGCGAUCAAAAAGGGGGAUCUGAGGGCUUUAUUUCUUCGUCCAACCCUCACUGUAGGCCUGCGGUGGGGUGGACCCGGAGCAGGCCGAAACUUAAGGAUGUGGAUCUGCUAUCUCCUGCUGAGUUCGGGAUCGUUAUCCAGCUUUGUCGAUAGCCAGCUGCUUCCCGGAAACAACUUCACCGCGGAGUGCAACAUCCCGGGUAACUUCAUGUGCGGUGAUGGGAAGUGUGUCCCAGGGAGCUAUCAGUGCAACGGUCAGCCCGACUGCUUGGACAGGAGCGACGAGAGGAGCUGCCCCAAGCUGAGAUCCAAGUGCGCAUCCACGUUCUUCGCCUGUGCCAACGGCGAGCACUGCAUCAUUGGCCGCUUCCGCUGCAACGGCUUCAUCGACUGUCCGGACGGCAGCGAUGAGGAGAACUGCACGGCUAACCCUCUGGUGUGCUCCGCCACCCGCUUCCACUGCCACAACGGGCGCUGUGUCGAUCGCAGUUUCCUAUGCAACGGCCAGGACAACUGCCUGGACAACAGCGAUGAGGAGGAAUGCCACACCACACCCGAGGCUCCCAGGCAGGACUUUGUGACGCUGGACUACCGACUGCGCUACUACCCCAGCAUCACGUACGCCGUCAUCGGCAGCGCUGUCAUCUUCGUCCUUGUGGUGGCGCUGUUGGCCCUGGUGCUGCACCACCAGCGGAAGCGCAGUAUGCUGAUCCCGCGCGCCGUUCGGCCCGGGGGGCACCAGCAGCCGCUGCUCCUGUCCCGCCUCGUCAUUCUGGACCGGGCCCACGCCCCGGGCCUUUCGCCGACCUCCGGCAUGUUCAGCAGCCGCCCCAGCCUCCACCUGCUCUCCAGCGCCCUCUACCCUGCGGGGCACCCCAUGGACUCCCCGCCCUCCUACUCCCAGGCCGUGCUGGACGUCAGCCGCCCCCCCUGGUUCGACCUCCCGCCUCCACCCUAUCACCCUGACGAGGAUUCUCCACCCCAGAGGGGUCUUCCCCAGUACGAGGCCCGCUCAGCCCCACCCGCCGAGUCCAUCCAUCCAGAGAGGACCCCGGCCAGCCCCAGGGAGCAGUCGGAUCAGCUGUAAUCCGCUCUGCUGUUGCCUGUGCAUGAACAUCAGGUCCAACUGGGCCAGUCAACAUGGAGCUCCGUUUGGAGCUCCUGCUUCUUCUUCUGGGGGAUUCUAUGGAGAACAGCAUCACCCCUGCUUCUCUGCAUGUAUCGAAAUGCUCUUCCCCCAGCGGAGGAUGGGUGAAGCCGCCACACCUCACUGACGUUGGAGUACACCCACAUGCUGCUCCGUACGAACCCCGGCAACAUGUACUCCCGAGGUACGCUUGGUAGGGUGAUGCGCCACUAACACCCUUCUCCAGCAGAGGGCACUCUAGCGCACUUUCAGUGUAUAAGCUCAACAUGUAGCUCUUUAUCGACUGGAAUGUGUGUUUUCAGUAUGAUUUCAGAUAUUUUUACUAGUUUUUCACUAGUAUUUUUACCAAUGUUUUCACUGCUUACAAUAUGACCAUCGGGGAAGAUGGUGGUGCAGGAGGUAGUGCUAUGUCCGGCAACCAUCGGGUCGCAGGUUCGAGCCCUGAUUCCUCCUGUCCCCAUCAAAGUGUCUUUGAGCAAGACACUGAACCCCAAAUUGCUCCCGGUGAGCAGGUUGGCACCUUGCAUGGCAGCCUCUGCCACCGGUGUAUGGAUGGGUGUAUGAAUGGGUGAAUGUGAGGCAUGAAUUGUAAAGUGCUUUGAGUACUCGUAGGAGUAGAAAAGCGCUAUAUAAAUGCAGUCCAUUUACCAUUUAUGACAAUAUGAUGUGUAAAAAAUGUAAUGUUUGUGUAAGUAUGUACAUAUAUGUAUAUUCUUAUGUAUAUAUGGUGAUUCCACAGAUAAAGUAAUAUUGAUGUAAGUAAUACGGAAUCUGAAGGUAUUUAAAGAAGGGUUUAUGACUCCAUAUGAGUGCAUGUGGUAAAAUACUCAGGAGUUUGGUCUGGUCCCAGAAACUUGCCUGUUAAUUUUCACUCCCAUUGGCCUGCAAGGCAACAGUGCCUCCUAGUGGCACUGGAUGGAAAUAGUGCCACAAGGAGACAGGUCAUGUUGUCCAUGAUGCCUCCUGACACUUUCUGCUUCUGCGUUUGCUGUUCUCAUGAUCCUUGUGUCGGAGCCCUGCCUUGAGCUGCGGGGAGUUCUACCGACUUUUAAACUGGAGUACAAGCUUAGAGGAGCUGCUUGCCAAGGAUUGUAUGGGGGGGAGGGCCAAUCGUAGGGCCCAAUUGCAUUGAUCCUCAGUAAGGCUAAAAAAUAUUAGAUGGUACAUUAGGGCGGAGCUUAAUGCUCCCCCCCUUCUAUGAUGUCAUAAGCGGGAGGAGGCGUAUCCCUUAUUCUGACUGGUCGAGAGGUUAUCUCCACAUAACAUACAUGCUUAAACCAUGUGUUGUCGAUAGGGGCCAUAUGGUUUGGGGAGAUAAGGGUUGCCGUUAAACUUUAAUAGAAUAAAAUGCAUUACAUGUAUUUAUUUAUAUGUUAUUUUUAAUUACGUUUUUAAGGAAUAAUAAAACAUAUGGCAGGAUGAAUACAAGCUAGCGCAUACACGUCCAGCGGGGGUCCGUCCGGCCGUAGCCACGGGUUGUUAGGAGUAGGCACAAGCGCUACGGCGUAUUUUAAAAGAAGAAAGCACCAAAAUGUUUUAAAGAAGAAAAACUUUAGCGUUAUUUUUUUAAAAAAAGAAAGAAAAGCAGGCGGAAUUUAAACAAGUACAAACAUGCCGAACGAAACACUGUCAGAGGAGCAAAUGCUGAGUUUAAACAAGCACAAGCGAAACCAAAUUAACAUACAACAUGUCGUUUUAAAAGAAGAAAGCAUUCUUUCUUCCAACAUGUUAAAAGAAGAAAACCUUUAGCGGUAUUUACCAGUGUUUUAUUUCGUUGUUAGGUUGAAGAAAGCAUUUUAACCAGGAAGCUUUUAGGAGGAAUAACCUUUAAGUCCGACGGUAGCUAAAAGGCAAAAUGAGCGAGUCCCGCAGCUCUGGUACGUGUGACCUGAUUGAACAAUGCGGCUGAAAUGAUUGUCCGAGACUGCCCCGAUCUUGCGCAUGCGCACUCAUGCAGACACCCCAUUUCAAAAUGGCGGCACCAAUGGGGCCACUUGUUGCCCUUUUAUUUCAAAUAAGAACCUUUAACCAUAACGUUUUUUAAGUAAUGAAACGGCCAAUGUGUUAUUUAAAAUAAAACAUCCUAAGCAAUUCGACAACAAGAAUCAAGGAAUAGCGUGGGCAAUCCUUCUUAAAAUGACCCGCUCUCUCUCCAUGUCACGCUUGUGCGUAAACGAUCCCCACACAACACUAUCUUUUAUUGAAAACAGCUGAGGCAAGUAGUUUUCUGAAUUUUAAAGUGUGUAUAAAAUAAGUAUAAAAUGUUUUAUAAAGCAUAUAGCCAACGAUAAUUAAUAAAGAAUUUAAGCAUAAUAUCCCACACGUACCCCAGCCUAUAGCUGGUAGAAAUGGCUCCAUCCUGGGGCCUACAAGAUAAAAGCAUAUGGCACCAAAUUGGAAUAAAUAGUCUUUAAAAGAAGAAAAUACAUUACAUAAAUUUAUUAAUGCGAUUUUUGAAGUAUGUUUUAAGGCAUAAUAAAAUUUUAAACAAUUUUAACAGGGUCACCGGACGCAUCAAGCUUUUCUAGUUAGAAAAGAAAGAGGGUAUGGCAGUUUUAAAUGGUAAAGGUAGUAGUUAUGGAUCGUAGUUAAAGGGGUAUUCUUUAAACAAAAUGCACUAUUUUAUAUCGCACAAGCGUACAACCAAGGGUUGGCCUUUAGAGUUUUAUAAUCAAACUCAGUCAAAAAACACCAGACAUAUAUUGUUUACAUUUUUACGGAUUUUUAAGAGUCUUGACCGAAUAAAGCCUUAGCUAUUUUAAUAAAAACAUUUUUUUUCAGUAAAUGGUUGUUCAUGUUCAUGUGCACAAACACACACACACCAGUGGUCUGGGCCUUUAGAGUUUAACUUUCGGUCGGUUAAAGUAUAGGGCCAUGAUGUGUAGGCAGGAGGUCCCUGGGUCAAGCCUCACAGAGUAGUACCUUUUAUUGCUGUGACGUCACCCGGCAGAUCAUCAUAAUGAAGCCUUAAGGGUUGGUGGGUCAGAGGAUGGAGGGUGGCGUGACACUCAGAGUGACCAUGCCCAUGAUGGAGGAGGUCCCCGGUUUGAGCCCCAGGCAGGGCAGUAUCUGUUUUUGUGUCACAUAACUCGGCAGAUCAUCAUCAUGAACCCUUAAUGAUCGGCGGUUGAUGGAUGGAUGGUGGCGCGACACGCUGAGUGAUUGUGCUUUCAAUCAGAAGAUCCCUGGUUCGAAUCAUGGGUAGGGCAGUAUCUGUUUUUGCAUCACAUCACUCGGCAGAUCAUCAUCAUGAACCCUUCCAGUCCAUCAGUCCAUGGAUGGAUGGUGGCGUGAUGCGCUGAGUGACCGUGUCUGUGUUCAAGGAGGGCCCUGAUACAAGCCUCGGCAGAGUAGUAUCUUUCAUUUCCGUCGCGUCACCCGGCAGAUCAUUUUCUUGAAGCCUUAAGGGUUACGGCGUCAGAGGAUUGACAUUGGCACGUCACACUGAGCAACCGUUUCUGCAAUCAGUUGGUCCCUGGUUCGAGCCUCGGCAGAGUCGUAUCCUUUAUUUCCGUCGCGUCACCCGGCAGAUCAUUACCUUGAACCUUUAAGGGUCAGUUGAUCAGAAGAUGGAGGGUGGCGCAACACACAGAGCGACCGUGUUUGCGACCCGGCGAUUGCUGGUUCAAGUCUCGGCGAAGUAGUAGCUUUUAUUUCCAUCGCGUCACCCGGCAGGUCAUUAUAGUGAACCCUUUAGUGUUGGUGGGUCAGAGGAUCGAGGGUGGCACGACACACAGAGCGACUGUGUUUGUGAUCCGGAGGUCACUGGUUUGAGUCUCGGUGGAGUCGUAGCUUUUAUUUCCAUCGCGUCACCCGGCAGGUCAUUAUAGUGAACCCUUAAGUGCUGAAAAGUCACAGGAUGGAGGGUGGUGCAACACACUGAGUGACGGUGCCUGCAGUCAAGAGGUCUCUGGUUCGAGCCUCGGCAGAGUAGUAUCUUUUAUUUCCGUCGCGUCAACUGGCAGAUCAUUUUCUUGAACCCUUUAGUGUUGGUGAGUUAGAGGAUCGAGGGUGACGUGACACACAGAGCGACCGUGUUUGCGAUCCGGAGGUUGCUGGUUCGAGUCUCGGCGGAGUAGUAGCUUUUAUUUCCAUCGCGUCACCCGGCAGGUCAUUAUAGUGAACCCUUAAGUGCUGAGGGGUCAGAGGAUGGAGGGUGGCACGACACACUGAGCAACCGGGCUUAUAAUCAAGAGGUCCCAGGUUCGAGCCUCAGCAGAGUAGUAGCUUUUAUUUCCAUCGCAUCACCCGGCAGGUCAUUAUAGUGAACCCUUAAGUGCAGAUGGGUCCGAGGAUGGAGGGUGGUGCAACGCACUGAGUGACCGUGUCUGCGAUCGAGGAAGUCCGCGGUCUGAGUCUCGGCAGAGCCGUAUCUUUUAUUUCCGUCGCGUCAAUCGGCAGAUCAUUUUCUUGAACCCUUAAGGGCUUGUUGGUCAGAGGUUGGAUGGUGGCGCGACACACUGAGCGACCAUGUCUGUGAUCGAGGAGGUCCCCGGUUCAAACCACGGCAGAGUAGUAUCCUUUAUUUCCGUCACGUCACCCGACAGAUCAUUAUCUUGAAGCCUUAAGGGUUACGGCGUCAGAGGAUGGAGGGUGGCACGUCACACUGAGCAACCGUGCCUGCAAUCAGUAGGUCCCUGGUUCAAGCCUUACAGAGUAGUCACUUUUAUUGCCGUCACGUUACCAGGCAGAUCAUCAUAAUGAAGCCUUAAGGAUUGGAGAAUUGGAGGAUUGGAGGGUUGGGGGAUGGUGCAACACACAGAGAUGACCAUGCCGGCGAUGGAAAAGGUCCCCGGUUUGAGCCCGAGGCUAAGCAGUAUCUGCUUUUGCGUCACGUCACCCGGCAGAUCAUCAUAAUGAAGCCUUAAGAGUUGUUGGGUCACAGGGUGGAGGGUGGUGCAACACAAUGAGUGACCGUGCCUGCAAUCAGGAGAUCGCUGGUUCAUGCGCAGCCUUGGCAGAAGAGAUAGGCGGUAUGUGUGUGUAUCCUUUAUUUGGCAAGAUAGGGAAAAAGAACAUAUAUGCGAAAAACAGUGCAUCAAAGCAGUGGUGGUGAGUGGCGCUGCAGGCUAAACCACUGUAUCUGUGAGCAGCAGGUUGCUGGUUCAAGCCUAUCCUUGACAGAAGAGAUAGGUGGUACGUGUGUGAUUCCCUUAUUUGGCAAGAGAGGGAAAAAAAAUACAUAUAUACGAAAAACAGCGCACAAACAUGGGUGGUGAGUGGCACUGCAGGCUAAACCACUGUAUCUGUGACCAGCAGGUUGCUGGUUCAAGAUCAGCCUUGGCAGAAGAUAUAGGUGGUGCGUGUGUGAAUCCUUUAUUUGGCAAGACAGGGAAAAAAAGACAUAUAUACAAAAAACAGCAUCCAAGUAGGAGUGUUGAGUGGUGCUGCAGGCUAAGCCUCUGCAUCUGUGAUCAGAAGGUUGCUGGUUCGAAUCCAGCAUCAGCAGAGUAGCCACAGCAAUGGAGGAGGGGUCACUGAGAUGGAGGAGGGACCACAGAGAUGGAGGCAGGGCCACAGAGAGACAAGUGGGACAUGAGAGCAAAUCGCGCAAAAAAAUUUUUUUUUUUCUCCAAAAAAGGGUGGUGAGUGGCUAAUCUCUGCACUUGUGAUCGGGUCAGUGUGCUCAAGCCUGCCCUCAGCGGAAUAGUUACAGGGCAGGCCCUCGAGCACACUGACUGAGUCUGCUCUCUCUCUCCUUUCACUCCUCUCUUUUUCACACACACACUCCACACACUGCACUCUCCUCCACACACUCCACUCCUCCACACUGUAGGGUCAGCCAGCGCAUCCAAGGACCCAACCUGUAACCAUCCCGCUGAGGGCGGGCUUGAACCACCAACCUCAACUUUCCGAUCACAAGCACAGCGACUUAGCCCACUGAGCCAUUCACCAGUCCCAUUCAGGGAUCAUCUUUUCGUAAUUUUGACUCUCAAACACGUACAGGUCAGAGCAGAUCCGGUUUACACAUCUGUAGCGAUUUCUGAACAACUUUUUACUCGGAUCCAGUUCAGAGUCAACUUGCUAUGCAGCCCCUCAGAAUUGGGACACCUGCCUUUACACACACAUGAACUUUAAUGACAUCCCAUUGGUUGGACGAGAAGGCCUGGCUCGGGGUCUCCGCACUGAUUCAUCCCAAAGGUCUUCUGUCGGAUUGAGGUCAGGGCUCUGUGCAGGCCAGUCUAGUUCCUCCACACCAGACUCACUCAUCCAUGUCCUUAUGGACCUUGUUUUGUGCACUGGUGCGCAGUCAAUGUUGGAUUAGGAAGGGGCCAUCCCCAAACAAAUUUGGCUAAUUUGAAGACCAUAUGAAGUUUGUAGGUCUGCAGCUACUGACUCUGCAGACAGUUGGUGACUUCUGCACACUGUGUGCCUCAGCAUGUGUUGUCCCGCUCUGUGAUUUUACAUGGCCUAUCAGUUUGUGGCUGAGUUGCUGUUAUUCUUCCACUUUGUUAUAAUGCCACUAUCAGUUCACCAUGGAAUAUUUAGUAGCAAAAUUUCACAAAUGGACGUAUUGCACUGGUGGUAUCCUAUCACGAUACCAUGCUUGAAUUCACUGAGCUCCUGUUCGACAUUCCGCCAUCCGAUACCAUGUCCCCCCCCUUAUUGGCUAGGCACCUCAUCCUUGGAUACACGCCAGCCCCUCCAACACAUGAUGGGUGUAUACAAGAAGUUUUACGAUCUAUACAUCUUGAAAUGCUACGUAUUUCAUUGCAGGGGUGAACCCAUCUAGUACUUAAACAGCAUCGGUCUCCUCUAGUGUAAGAACCUGGUCUUUGAUAAACCUCAGGACAGGGCCCCCAAGUCUUACGAAAGGUCUUUAAAGACCAUCCAAUGCUGGUGGCCGUUAGGGAAAUGAGGAAACAACUUUUGCACAAAGUGUCUGCUUUUAAAUAAAUGAAACAGAUGUUUCUUUGGCAUGUUAUGCUUGACUGAUAGGAUUGUGACUGUUGCAAACACCCCAUCCUCAUAUAAACUAUUAAUAGUUUUGAGCCAGUUUUUUGGCCAUUUAAGAAAGGCAGCUAAAGUUUUUUUAUACCUUUAAACAUUAACAAAAGCCAUUAAUGUCUUUUCUUUAAAAUUUAAAAGUCGAUUUCUGUCUGUUUUUUCGUGAUACGUUAGUGAACGACUAAGUUAGGGUGCUUUGGGGUUUGGUCACACAUCGCAAUCGGCAACUUAAAGUUAAACUCUAAAGCACCCCGACCUCCGGGUUGUGUGUUUGUGCGCAUGAGCAUGAAUAAACAUUUACUGAAAAACCAUAUUUAUUAAAAUGCGUAAAUCCCAGCCAAAGCACAGCAGAGUACCUGAUCUGAAGCUGCUUGCUUAGCCAACAGACAACGGCCUGGCCUCCCUCUGUCAGCCUGACCUGCCUCCGUCAGCCUGGCCUCCCUCCGUCAGCCUGACCUCCCUCCGUCAGCCUGGCCUGCCUCCGUCAGCCUGACCUCCCUCCGUCAGCCUGGCCUCCCACUGCUCCUCCCACUGCUCCUCCCACUGCUUGGCAUCUCCUUCUCAUCUUUCUAACCCCUCUGGAUCUCUGGGACUAAGUGACCACAGCGAAAGACUUUCAAAGAUGACAUUCCAGGCCUCUUGUUUACAAACCAAGCACAGCUGUGUAAAAAAAACUGAAAAAUCAAUCUCGUUUCUAAAGAGCUUCAAGAAUCUUCUCUUUCAUGACUGAGUUCCCUACGAAGGCCAGAAAAAUGUCGCUUUAUAUAUGAGGCAGAUUCACGAGGGCUUGGCAAAUCCCGCACAACAGCUCAUUUUUUUCAGCUGUAGACACACGCAAUGCUGUGGACAGGAAACUCCCCCCUCAUCCCCAGCCCUGGAGGUGUGAGACAGUAGCACUGCUCACUGAGUCACUCUAAUAGUACCAGUUAACAUGCAAAGCUGAAUUACACUGAGUCUGUUACAAGAGGAUUUCCAGCCGUUAGCUAACAAUAGACUGCUAUCACGUUUCUACAGCUGAACUUUAAACCAGCCCUGGCCUGAUAUCAAUUAAAAACACACCAGGCCUUUUUUUGUUGGGCCCGCGUCAUUAGGUAAAUGAUCAGACUACAUGGAUAUGUGAUGUCAGGCCAGCGUUGCCUCUGUGAGGGCUUUUCCGAUUGGCCGAGCUCAGGAGGGCAGUAACUGUGAGGGCUUUUCCGAUUGGCUGAGCUCAGGAGGGCAGUAACCGUGAGGGCUUUUCCGAUUGGCUGAGCUCAGCAGGCCAGUAGGUGAGUCCAGACCUUUGUCAGUAAGCAACCAGCUGGUUACAGUAAGGGGAAUACAUCUCUCAAAGAGCUGUAUGCAAUAGGGACACUACUCCACAUAACAUUCUGUUAGUUUGUGUGUCGAUUUAUCCAGCUGUCUACACGAUCUACCGUUCUCCUUGGGUUGUGGAAAGCAAGAUAUUUGUGAAUAAUAACGGAAUCUCCCUUCUCCUUCCUGUCUUGCUUUCUCACCACCUUGAGCGCCUGUAAGCAAGGGGACAUAGACAGACUCGACGGCCCAAACACAAUGGUUCCUCUCAAGUCAGUGACACCUCAAGUCAGUUACAGGUUGUCUCAUGUCUUACAAUUAGAAUCAGAAUCAUAAAUAUCUUUAUUGGGCAAGUAUAUUAAAUGUAUUGAGGGAUUUGCCUUGUGAGUGCUCUGGUAGAACAUUAGAUAAUUCUAACAUUAAUGUGGGCCCCCUGUCUUGCCUUACAAACACAGUUCACGCGACAUCGUGGGUAUUUUCGCAGUAACGUGCUUGGCUGACCUCCUCCUUCCCUUGAGCCUGUGCCCAAGGACAAACGUACCAAAGACAGGCUAAUGUAAAUGCCAGAGUUUCUUCUUUUUAAAUUUUAAUUAUUCUUCUGUUUUGAAAAGGCCCCAUUUCCUUGCAAGUUAAUUAUAGCCGAAAUCCCAGUCCCACAAAGAUGUGUUCUGAGCAGCAGAGUAAAUAUCACACACCAUCUGUCAUUUGCUGCGUUUGAAGAAAUCCGUGAGUUUUUAAACUGGAAUGUCCGUCUUUUCUAGAGUUGUGUUAUAAACCGGACUGUUUUUCUAUGCCUGAAAAUUCAAUGGCUGUCUGGUGUCCAGAGACCAAUUUUAUCUGAAAUGUAUGUUACUGUUUACACGUGUGCUGCAUUGUAGGAGGUGAAAAGAAAAAUAUGCUUGCAAAUCACAAAAUAAAAACACAAAAAAACAUGAUUUUAUCCGAGUUGGUGAGUAAUGGUAGUCUGUUACAGAAGCUCGUAAUAUAAACAGCAGGCGUCACGUUAAGCACUAAAGAAUCUGUUCGUUUGGCCGACAAUUUUGUGAAGCCUUAUCAGAAAGCACAGGUAUGGAGAACACAGACAGCUUUGGAAAAAAAUGAGACCACUCUAUAUUUAAAAAUCUGCAUUUUUAAAUCCUGGCUUAAUCCUUGUUCUGGUAGCAGAAGACUACACUGCAAGACAGGCUGCUUCCAGGCUCAAAGUUUCUAAGACAGCAGUGCACAAGAACAACGUGAAGCAGGAGACACUGGGAAUGAGCAAAGACCAGCCAAGGAGAGGGCAGAAGCGACUUUCUAAUGGCGGAGAUGAUCAUCAAGUUAUCCGACAGUGCCUCAUGAAUUGGAGGAUGACCUCAAGUGACCUUCAAAGAGAAUGAGAAACAUUCAGGGUGUGAAAUGCACUGCUAGUAUCAGGCUGCUAGAAGCAGGACUGAAGUCCCAUAAAAUAAGGAAGAAGCCCUUCAUUAAUGAGAAGCACGGAAGAGCCGGGCUAGAGUUUGCAAAACAAUGUAUAUUUUAUAAAAGUACUCAUAAAUUGAGAAAUUUUGCUGUGGUCUAUUAAUUUUUUCAGAGCUUUAUACGUGCGUGUGACGAUUAUUUAAAUCACGUUUACCGCCAAUAAUUGAAAGGUUGCGGACAACCUGGGCAAUGCAGAGCACGAGUCUGCAAUGCCGAUAAUGUCCACCAGUCGGCGCCUUUUUGAAUAGAAGUUUAAGUCGCUGAUAUGAACAAAGCUGUCUGUAGAUUGCAUAUAAUAUGCUGUCCUCUUUGCCUUAUAAUGUGCAUUGGUUCGCUGUGCAUUAUUUGCUGUAUUAACUGUGUAUAUAUUUGCUGUAUUAACUGUGUAUAUAUUUGCUGUAUUAACUGUGUGUAUAUUUGCUGUAUUAACUGUGUGUUUGCUGUAUAUGUGAAAUAAAUAAAGUUGUAUAUUUACAGAUUA
Brienomyrus brachyistius is the source of this 11553-nucleotide messenger RNA. It is a transcript of the gene ldlrad3, whose product is annotated as low density lipoprotein receptor class A domain containing 3. Gene Ontology annotation, biological process: receptor-mediated endocytosis. The record is from RefSeq and is a predicted model, not a curated record. Gene Ontology annotation, molecular function: protein binding. Gene Ontology annotation, cellular component: plasma membrane. Lineage: Eukaryota; Metazoa; Chordata; Actinopteri; Osteoglossiformes; Mormyridae.